AUGACUUGUCAGCAGAACAAGUCAGAGCAUACUUAUCCUGCUGGGUUGUUACAGCCCUUGCCUAUAUCGAAACAGAAGUGGACUGGGAUUUCUAUGGACUUCAUUAUAGAUCCUCCUCGAGUGCAAGGGAAGGAUUGUAUCUAUGUGGAACUUUUCAAGCUAGUAGGCACUGAGUUGACACCUAGUACUAGUUACCACCCUCAAACAGAUCGACAGACCGAAAUAGUCAAUAAGUGGGUUGAGGGAUAUUUGCGUAACUAUGUGUCAGGGCAGCAGAAGGCAUGGGUACGUUGGUUGUAUUUGGGCGAGUAUUGUUAUAAUACUAUGCACCAUAUGUCCAUUGGUAUGAUGCCUUUCAGAGCUCUCUACGGCUAUGAGGCAUUAUCCUUCAUUGAUUUAGCUCUGAGUGACAGUAGAGUUCCUUUGGCUCAGGAUUGGUUACAAGAGAACCAGGAUAUCCUGAGAUCUCUCAGGGAGAAUUUACAGCAUGCACAGAAUCAACAGAAGAUAUACGCUGAUCGGCACAGGAUUGAGAGAGCAUUUGAGGUGGAUGACAUGGCCCUUGGACAACAUAUUACAGUUUCACCCGAUUUGCCUCCCAUGGAUGAGGAAGGUAAAUUGACUUUGGUUCCUGAGGAGAUUCUUGAGGUGAGGGAACGACGGUUGAGAAGCAGGGUGAUUCGUGAGUAUUUGGUACGUUGGAGAGAUCUUCCCAUAGAGGAUGCCACUUGGGAGGGUGAGGCCAUUUUACAACAUCCAGCAUUAUAG
This is a messenger RNA of Cryptomeria japonica (Japanese cedar), 768 nucleotides long. RefSeq lists its product as uncharacterized. Gene Ontology annotation, molecular function: nucleic acid binding. The record is from RefSeq and is a predicted model, not a curated record. NCBI's taxonomy places the organism in Eukaryota, Viridiplantae, Streptophyta, Pinopsida, Cupressales, Cupressaceae. Bases 1 to 768 code for a protein of 255 amino acids. The transcript has 3 exons.